CAGCUAUCUAAACAUUGAUCCGGGAGAAAUCCCCUCGAAACCUGGUACACGCAAUCUCCCGGGGCCCUGUGUACUGGAGAUGAUGUCCAGUCGCACCUCACGCGGAACUGGAUGCGUGUUUUGCCCGUUGUGUCACUAACUCCCCGAUACAGUACUUAACUUCAAGGCGCAUCCACUGCAUUCACCCAACCCCGCCAUUCUUCGUCUUCCACCCCUAAUGACGACUCUGUUUACUCGCCUACGCUACCAUGCUCAAACCGUCGUUCUCUUCACAAUCUCUGACUUGAAGACCAUCUUUUUCCCCAUUUCCGUAUUCGCAUGUGCCACGGCUCCCUUACACUCCACGCCACGACUUCUGUGGGGUUUCAUGUGGAUAUGGAUGCACCAGCUUAUGUGCAAUAUCUCGAAUCAGUCUAGGAGCGCGGCGGAGGACGCAAUAAACAAGCCGUGGCGUCCGCUACCCGCAGGCCGUAUCACAGAGUCCCAAGCAACUGCCCUCCGGUGGGUCUCUGUGAGCCUGUGCGCAUGGUGGUCGGCAAUGUAUGGUCUAGACCUUUUCCUUCCGACUCUGACGCUCUUCAUCACGACGCUUCUCUACGACGAGUUCGGCCUUGCGGGUCACUAUGUUGGGAAGAACUUCUGUAACAUUGGAGGCUAUAUCAGCUUUGAAAUUGGUGCCACAAAGAUCAUGGGUGCCAGCCAGGUGAUGGACUAUAUCUCCGUCACUGCAGUGUGCGUAAGCGGCGCCUUGAUAUUCACAACAAUACAGGCGCAGGACUUCGCAGACGUAGAGGGAGAUAAACAGCUUGGACGUAUUACGUUCCCCAUAUAUGCCCCGGAGUUCUCUCGCGCAUUCACGCUGGGAGCUCUCAUCGGGUGGUCUGUUUUCCUGAGCUGGUUUUGGCACAUAGGACCCUUAUGCGCCAUCGGAUUCAUUGGCCUGGGCGCCUUCGUCGGUUUCAGCUAUUAUACGCACAGAACUGAAGCAGAAGACCGCAAGUCGUAUAUCUUCUACAAUGUAUGGCUCAUGCUAGUACAUGUGCUGCCUCUGGACGUCAGGACGGGGCUCAUCCGACUUUGAGACGUCGUUUUGUCGAUCUUUCGACCCAGAGCCCCCCCUGGCCUUACAAUGUACCACAAAUACGGCUACACAACAGGAAUGAAACGUU
Phanerochaete carnosa HHB-10118-sp is the source of this 1169-nucleotide messenger RNA. RefSeq lists its product as uncharacterized. Gene Ontology annotation, cellular component: membrane. Gene Ontology annotation, molecular function: transferase activity, transferring alkyl or aryl (other than methyl) groups. Lineage: Eukaryota; Fungi; Basidiomycota; Agaricomycetes; Polyporales; Phanerochaetaceae. The record is from RefSeq and is a predicted model, not a curated record. Bases 218 to 1081 code for a protein of 287 amino acids. The transcript has 4 exons.